Messenger RNA from Eimeria acervulina, 3702 nucleotides. RefSeq lists its product as hypothetical. The coding region runs from base 1 to 3702 and encodes 1233 amino acids. The transcript has 5 exons. The record is from RefSeq and is a predicted model, not a curated record. Gene Ontology annotation, biological process: DNA replication initiation. Lineage: Eukaryota; Apicomplexa; Conoidasida; Eucoccidiorida; Eimeriidae. Gene Ontology annotation, cellular component: nucleolus. Gene Ontology annotation, molecular function: chromatin binding.
AUGGGGGGAAAGAGGAGAAGAGAGGCUGCUGUAGCAGAAGAUGCUGCAGCAGCAGCAGCAGCAGACGAUGCUGUUGCAGCAAAAGGCGCAGGGACAGCAGCAGCAGCAGCAGGUCGCCGAGGCACUCUGCUGCAGCGCAAAAUGCAGCGGCUGAUGCCUGCAACAUCAGCAGCAGCAGCAGCAGCAGAGCUGCCGGAGAUCACGCUUCCUGUGCGGGGGCCUGACGGUGUAUGGACAACACCGACUGCGCAGCAGCAGCAGCAGCAGCAACAACAACAGGAAAAACAGGAGCAGCAGCAGCAGCAGCAACGUGAGAAGAGCCGCCACAAGGAGAAGAAAAAACAGCAGCAGCAGGCAAAGGGAGCAACCGCUGCUGGCCCAACCAGCAGCAGCAGCAGCAGCAGCAGCAGCAGCAGCAGCAGCAAGAAGAAUAAAGAAGACGAGGAGAUAUGCGAAUCCGCCUGGGCGGUGGUUCGUCGUUGCAAGACACUGCAGCAGAAGAAGCAGGAAAUUGCAGCAGCAGCAACACGCGUAAUGGGGGCCCCCGAGCAUUCACCAGAAGAUAUGGAUAUUCUCUUUGCCUUCUGCAGCCACAGCAGAUCUGCUGCAGCUGCUGCAACGGCAGCAGCAGCUGCUGCUGCAGCAAAGGGAGAGUCAGAAGAACAGCAGCAGCAGAGAAAAUUGAAGAUACAAGAGCUGCUGCACACGCAGCAGCUCGCCAUCUUGUCGCUUGCUGCAGUGCUGCGGGAUGUGCUGCCGCAGCACCGCUUGACAGCAGCAGCAGCAGCUGAAACAGCAGCAGCAGCAGCAGCAGAUGCAGCGAAGAGUGGCAACAAAUCUGCUGCUGUGAAGGCAUUCAGGCUCUCUAAAGAUGUAGAGAAGCAGCAGAAGCAUGAGCAGCAGCAAAUCCGCACCCACAAGAGGUUUGUGUUGCUGCUGCAGCAAGAGCUGCAGCCGCUUCUAGAGCGCAAGCCAGGAAGCAACAACAGCAGCAGCGAGUUGCUUGUUGCAACAGCAGCAGCAAGAGCAGCAGCAGAAGUUGUUUCGGCUAUCCCCAUAUUCAACGACAGCGACACCUCUUUGCUGCGGCUGUCAGUCAAGGCAGCAGCAGCAGCGACAGCAGCAGCAACAGAGCUGCAGCAGCAGCAAGAGGAAGACGGGAGAACACCAAAGCGACAGCAGCAAGUGCUGCUGCUGCAGCAAGCCAGCAGCAGCAUCACAACAGCGCUGCAGCACGUUAUUGCGCUGGACAAGGAGCUCCAUACAGCAGCAACAGUAAUUGAGGUGUGCGUACAGCAAGCCACAGCCCUUGCACUGCAGCAGCAGCAGCAGCCGAAGCGGCAGCAGCAGCAGCAGCAGGAGCAGCAAAAGCAGCAGCGGAGACAGAUAAGAUAUGCACAAAGUGCUGCUGCAGCUGCAUUGGUUGACGUCGUACUGAAGAUUGAGCUCGGAAAGAAGAAGGUGGUGUGGCUGUUGUUCAGCUCCAUUCACGCGGAUUUGAAGUCGCUGCAAAAGUUCGAAGCAAAAAUCCUCCAGACGCUCUUUGUUCUCUACGCCAAGACCCUGCGUUCUCCUGAGAUCGCUGGAGCGCCCUUGGUGCUGGCAGCCCUGCGGGGUGUCUGUACAUUCGGAGACUUCGUUCGUGACGACUUGCUGCUGGAUUUUCUGGUGCUGCUGCGUGAAGCAGCAGCAGCAAACUCCACGUUGCUGCUGCAGUUGGGGCCAGCAGCAGCAGCGGCCUGGGUCCUUGUGCCGCUGCUGCUUGCCCGCAAACUAAGGAGCGCUCUGCAGACGGAUUGCGUCUGGGCUUCGGAGUGCAUCACUAGUCUGUUGGCUGCUGCCCUCCCUCAGUUUGCUGCAGGGCAGAGCGGCACUGCAGCAGAAGGAGCAGCUUCAGCAGCAACUACUCUGUUGCAGCAGGAGCACAGCAGCGGCAAAUCCUUCUUUGGAGCGUGCAACAGCAGCAGCAGCAGCAGCAGCAACACCUUCGACACGGGGUUUGCCUGCAAGUUGCUGCGUGGUCUCGAGCUGCUGCAGCAGACGCCGCAGCUAUGGGGUGGUGGGGGGGCGCAGCAGCAGCUGCAGCAGCAGAUUGUGCGUGCUGCAACAACCUCUCGAGGUCUAGCUGCUGUUCGUGUGCAGGAUGACUUGGGGUGUAUGGUGAACUGCAGCAGCGGCAGCACAGGAAGCAGAGCUUGUGUGGAGGCGUUGCUGCCGCUAGGUGCUGCAUUUCUUGCUGCUGCCCCCGUUGCUGAUCUUCCUAUUGGCAAGCAAAUCGUACGGAGGGUACGUAUGUCUCUGCUGCUGCUGCAGUUGUGCUGCAGCUGGCUACCCUGUUGCGCUCACCUUGCUGUCGCUGCUGCUGCUGCUGCUCUUACUGCUGCUGCUGCUGCUGUUCCAGUUGCUGCAGCAGGCGUUGUGGUGCUCUGUCUGCCGCAGCUGCUGCGGCUGUUGCAGCAAAUGCCGCGCCUCAGCUACGCAGUAACACCUGAAGGAGCCACAGAUGCAGGCACCUCAUUCCACUACUUGCUGCUGCUGCUGACAGCCAGCUGCGACCCCCAGACGAGCGACGCUGCCUUAGCUGCACUUGGACUUGUUCCGGAGCAGCAGCAGCAGCUGCUGCAGCAGCUUGGUCAGCAGCAGAAGAGGAGGAAGCUGCUAGAGCAGCAUGGUGGUGCUGCAACAGAAGCAGCACGCACAACGUGCAGCGUCUGUGCAGCAGCAGACUGUACAGCCAUGGAUUUCUGCUGCUUUGCUGCUGCAGAUGAGCAGCAAAUGCUGCGGCAGCUGUUCAUGCAUGCGCCGCAACCAGCACCACUCAACUGCGAGCAGCUUGCUGCCCCCUCUGCUGCUCGAGGUGCUGUUAAAGCUGCAAGAGCUGCUGCUGCUACUGCUGCUGCUGCUGCUGCCCAGCCUCGCGCCUCUACGACUGGCAGCAAUCCCUCUCCAGAACACCAGCAGCAGCAGCAGCAGCAACAACAACCGCAGCAGCAGCAGCAGCAACCGCAGCAGCAGCAGCAGCAACCGCAGCAGAAGCAGCAGCAACUGCAGCAGCAGCAGCAGCAGCAGCAUCAGCAGUUGCUGCAAAAGCAAGAAAAACAGCUACAACCCCGCCAGCAGACGCCGCUGGAGCAGCAGCACACCGAGAACCAACAGAACGGCAGCAGCAGCAGCAGGAACUGUGCUUCAUUCCGCAGACGCCAGCGCAGACGUGCAGCAGCAGCAGCAGCAGCUGCUGCUGCUGCUGCUGCUGCUGCUGCUGCAGGCCCUUCUGCUCCAGAUGCUGCAGCUGGACCUGCAGCAGCUGCUGAAGCCGUGCCUGCUGGAGAUGCGGCAGCUGUUCCUACAGUAUCUGCUGCAGCACUUGCUGCAGCAGCUGAUGCAGCACCACCUGCAGCAGAUAGUGCAACAGUACCUGCAGCACCUGCUGCAACAGUACCUGCAGCAGCUGAUGCAGCAGCGCCUGCUGUGGCUGCUGUAGCAGAUACUGCAGCAGAUACUGCAGCAUCUAGGGCAGCUGUUGCUGCAGCAGCUGCUACAGCAGAUACUGCAGCUGUUCCUGCAGCAGCUGCUGCAGCAGACACUGCAGCUAUUCCUGCAGCAGCUACUGCAGCGGUGCCUUCUGGGGAAGCAGCAGGAGUGCCUGCAGCAGCUGUUGCAGCAGCGCCUGCAGUACCGUGCGCGGAUGCGUCUGUUGAGUGA